AUGGCCGUCGCCGGGAUCAAGCUCCGGAUGUACGUCUUCGACCGCAAGGGCGAGCUCUGGGACGAGAUCCACCUCCCCGGGAAGGAGAACGUCAACCGUCCGUCCGUGAUGUCCGUCGCGUGGGACGCGCGAUCGCAGAAACUCGCCGCGCUCGUCGCGGGCCCGAAGGCGGGCAUGGGCGACGCCGUCAUCGUGUAUCACGUGCGCAACCGCGAGAGCAUCAAGAUCGAGCACGCGCACGACAAGCAGGACGUCACGCACCUGUGCUGGGAUCCCCCCGGGCACGUGCUCGCCGCGGGGACGGUCAAGGGCAACCUCCUCCUCUUCGACGCGCGCGCGGGCAAGACGCGCAGCGUGCUCAAGGUGCACGACAAAAAGAUCACGUGCGGCGCGUGGAGCGACGACGGAAGACUCGCGAUGGGUGGCGAGGACAUGAGCGUGACGAUAUCCACCGCGGACGGCGGCGAGACGUCCACGCGGCUGAUGUUGAAAGGGUACCCGCUCGAGAUGCAGUUCGCGCCGGAGCCGCGGAGGGAGGGCCUCGGCGUCGCGUCGCGCGCGAAUCUUCUCAGCGUCAACUUGGCGGGAAAGACGCUGUACCUGUGCCGGCUCGGGGACGAUAAGGACGCGGACGCCCCGGUCGCGAGCACCCCGAUCGAGUACGCGUUCAUGAAGAGGUACGGCGCGAUCGUCUCUCACCGGUGGUUCGGCGAGGGCUUGGUGAUCGUCGGGUUCGACAGCGGCGUGAUCGUCGUCCUCGCCGCGCACGACGGCGCGCCCGGGAGCGAACGCGAACUCGACGUCUUCAAGGCGUUCCCGGACGGCGGGCUCGCGCACCUCGCGCACUGCCCGGAGAUAUCGCGCGUCGCGGUCGCCGCCGGCGCGGUCGUGAAGCUCUUGGACGUCACGAACGGCGUCUUCGCGGAACGUCCGGGGGACAAGCUCGAGUUCGAGGGCGACUUCGCGGCCGUCUCGUGCGUCGGGUGGAACAUGCGCGGGCAGAUGCUCACCGUGGCGACCAACCAAGGGCACGUGCACACCUUCUUAGCGUCCCUGCCGACGAUCGCGUGCGCGUGCGAGCAGCGGCUGGUGUACCUCACGUCGCUGGUGGAGGUCACCAUCGCGGAUCUGAACAGCUCGACCGUGGCGACGAUCGCCAUCGACGCGGAGCCGUCGUUCGUCGCGCUCGGCCGCGCGCACGUAGCCGCGGGGAUGAACAACCGCGCGUGGUUCUACCGCGUCGGGCCGCCCGAGGAACAGAUGUCGUACGCCGCGGAGCGCGUGAACCAGCGAGAGUACGUCGGGACGAUCGACGAGUGCGCGCUGAACGACGCCGUCGCCGCGGUGAGGUGCGAGGGACGGGUGACGUGUCAUCUCAUCGAGCACGAGGACGACCCGACGGAGAGCAUGGACUUCACGCUGCCCGCGCCGGGCGGGGGCGGCGCGCGGACGCCGACGGCGGAGGUGGCGUCGAUCGCGCUCACGUCCGAGUUUCUCGUGUACGGAACGACGAGCGGGGGGGUGUGCUACUUUCACCUCCCCGAGCGCGUGCACGUGUGCGAGUACAAGCACGGCCAGGGCGCGGUGACGACGCUCAAGGUGAACGCGUUGGGAACGAGGGUCGUCUUCGUGGACGAACGCGCGACGCCGAUUUUUUUGAACCCGGUGAUCGAUCAGACGUGCCACAUCCCGGACUUUCAAGGCCCCGCGCAGGCCAUCUUGUGGGACGCCACGGACCCGGAGUGCUUCGUGAUAAGCAACGGCGCGGAGUACCAGGUGUACGCGUACGCCCCGAGCACGAUCAACGGCCCGGUCGUCGAGCUUGUGGGGACGCACCCGCAGACGGCGGGGUCGACGCCGGUGUUGAUGACGGGCGGCGUCGUCGCGUGCCAGACCGCGGGCGGGGGGAUGAAGAACGAGCUGCUUCGCACGCACGCGGCGCUGUUAGACGGCGCGUCCACGAGCGGGGGGGGGAAGGGCACCGCCGGCGACCGCGGACGCGAGCGGUUCGUGCGCGCGCUGAACUUGAACCGCCUCGAGGUUGCGUGGGACAUCGCGGUGCGGCUGCAGACGCCGGAGAUGUGGGAACAGCUCGCGCAUCGCGCGAUGACGCACAUGAACAUCGACAUCGCGACGCGCGUGUAUCGGUUCGUCGGCGACGCGAGCAUGGUGAUGUCUCUGGAGAGGCUCGCGCACGUGGAGGAUAAAAACGUCCUCGCCGGGAACGUUUUAAUGCUCUUCGAGAGAGACGACUGCUACGACGCCGCGCAGGAGCUCUUUUUACGCGCGAACAAGCCGAACCUCGCGCUGGAGAUGCGUAAAGACCUGAAACACUGGGAAGAAGCGCUCGCGCUCGCGCAGCAGGCGGACCCGUCGCAGCUCGGAGGCAUCUGCCGCGAGUACGCGGUCGUGUUAGAGACGGAGGGCGAGCACGAGCGCGCGCUGGAGAUUUUCGAGCGCGCGUUGACGUACCCGGGUCAGACGGAGAGCGAGACGCUCAGAGCCAGAGGCGGCGUCGCGCGGUGCACGAUUCGCGUCGGCGACGUCCGCCGCGGGAAGCAGAUGGUCAGCGAGAUCGGGGACAAGGCGUUAUGCCGCGAGUGCGCGGCGUUGUUAGAGCACAUGAAUCAGCCCUCGGACGCGGCGGCGCUGUACGAGCAAGGCGGCGACGACGAACGCGCGGCGACGAUUUACGUCGGGGCGAAAAAUUUCGCCGCCGCGAAGCCGAUCAUGUCGCGGCUCUCCGCGCCGAAGCUGCACUCGCAGUACGCGCGCGCGAUGGAGGCGGACGGUAAGCUGCGGGAAGCUGCGGACGCGUACGAGCUCGCGCGCGAUUUCGACGCCGUCGUGCGUCUCAACUUGGAGCAUCUCGGGAACCCGUCGAAAGCGUUCGCGUUGGCGCGCAUGUCGCGAUCCGCGGAGGCGUCGCGUUCCGUCGCGACCUUCUGCGCGAAGAACGACGACCACAUCGGCGCCGUGGAAUUUUUACUCCUCGCGCGGAAGACCGAGGAGGCGCACGCGGUCGCGAGCGAGCACGACCUCGUGGACCGCUUCUUAGAGCUCCUGGGCAGCGAAGGCACGCCGGAGGAGUACAAGUCGCUCGCGCGGCGAUUCGACGCGAAACGAGAGCACGUCCGCGCGGGGGACGCGUUUAAACGCGCCGGGGACUACCGCGCGGCCGUGACGUCGUACCUCAGAGCGGACGACGGCGCCGGGAUCGAGUCCGCGAUCGGCGUCGUCGGCGUCGCGCGGGACGACGCGCUGACGAAUACGGUCGUGGACUUUCUCACCGGCGCCGGACCCGACGGCGUCGUCAAGGACGCGAACCAUCUCUUCAAGCUCCACAUCGCGCUUCGAAAUUACGAGCAAGCCGCGCGGACGUCGAUCCUCAUCGCGAAGCAAGAGCAAGAGAUGGGCAACUACAAGAUCGCGCACGCGCAGCUGUACGACACGCACAAGGAGUUCAACGCGGAGGGGAAGCGCGUCCCGGACGAGCUCACGACGAGCCUCGUCUUGCUGCACUCGUACGUGUUGGUGAAGGUUCUCGUGAAGCUCGGCGAUCACGUCGGCGCGGCGCGGAUGUUACACCGCGUCGCGAAGAAAAUCGACAAGUUCCCCGCGCACGUCGUGCCCAUAUUGACCUCCACGGUGAUCGAGUGCCAGCGCGCGGGUCUCAAGCGCACCGCCUUGGAGCACGCGACGACGUUGAUGAAGCCGGAGCUCCGCGCGCGGAUCGCCGACGCGUACAAGCGGAAGAUCGAGACCAUCGUUCGGAAGCCGGACAAGAGCGAGGAGGCGGAGUCCACGAGCGCGUGCGUGCACUGCGACGCGCGGGGGCCGGAGACGGAGUUGAGAUGCGGCGCGUGCGGGAAGGAUAACCCGUUCUGCAUCGCGAGCGGGAAGAGGGUGACGAGGGAGGACUGGGCGAGGUGUCCGGGGUGCGCGUUCGACUGCCGCGCGAGCGAGAUGGUACGCGUGCUCGCCAAGGAGGGCGCGUGUCCGAUGUGCGGCGUCAGGGCGAGCCUGAGCUCGAUCAAGGUGUUAGACGAUCCGAUGCGGGCGGCGCGGGAGAAGGCGGACGCGCGCGCGAACGAGGAGUAG
Molecule: messenger RNA, 4101 nt
Organism: Micromonas pusilla CCMP1545
Lineage: Eukaryota; Viridiplantae; Chlorophyta; Mamiellophyceae; Mamiellales; Mamiellaceae
Exons: 1
Coding region: 1-4101 (1366 amino acids)
Biological process (GO): cilium assembly; intracellular protein transport; intraciliary retrograde transport
Cellular component (GO): membrane coat; cilium; intraciliary transport particle A
Molecular function (GO): structural molecule activity; protein binding
Source: RefSeq, a predicted model, not a curated record